AGGUUAAAAAUCCAUUCACUGUUGCUACGUGUCAAUCGUGUUUUCAUUCCAAAGUAGUUAUCAAAGUUAACUAUGCAGAUUGAAUAAUUUAAUUCAGAACAACGUGACAAUCAUUCGUUGACCACAUAUUUCAUUUAAAAAGUUGAUUUUUUGAUAUAAUUUAUGAAUGUCAUUAACUGAUAAGCGAGAGUACCGUUUAAUCAGCUGUAUGUUCAGUAGUUUAUGCUUGACAUAUUUUUAAUUCUUUUCUGUGAUUGUUUUCGUUUUAAUGAAGAAUUUAUACUGAAACACUUGUGCUGAUUAAUCAUCAUUAUUCGCAGAAAGAAUCCUGUCAUCUAUACAAAAUGCUUCCACUUUCGCACAAAGACUCCAGAGACAUUGGUAGUAGGAUAAAAGAAAAGGUAUUGGGCUGGAAACGUCUGAUAUUUUCUGACAAGAACACCAGGAACUUAUUUUUAUUUCUUCUCCUCAAUUUGUCUUUUGCCUUUAUUGAAUUACUCUAUGGAAUAUGGACAAAUAGUUUGGGCUUGAUAUCGGACAGUUUCCACAUGUUCUUCGAUUGUACCGGUCUGUUAUUUGGUCUGGCUGCAUCCGUUAUAACAAAAUGGAGAGCAAAUGAAAGAUAUUCUUAUGGUUAUGUUAGAGCAGAAGUCUUAGGAGGAUUUGUCAAUGCUCUACUACUAUUCUUCAUUGCUCUCUUCAUUAUGUCAGAAGCUGUUGAGAGGUCCAUUGAACCACCUGAGAUCAAGCACGAAAGACUUCUUGUUGUGUCUGUUAUGGGAUUAAUAGUUAAUUUGGUUGGAAUAUACGUGUUCCACCAUGGACAUGGACAUGGUCAUGGAAUGGGACAUGGUCACUCUCAUUCGCAUUCUCAUUCUCAUAGUGGCCAUGGACACUCUCACUCAAACCAUAGUCACGAUCAUCACGAUAUAGAGAUAGAUCCUUCCUUCAGUGGUACAAAUUCUCAAAUCAUGAAAGGUGUUUUCUUGCAUAUUUUAGCAGACACUCUUGGAUCUGUUGGUGUAAUUAUAUCGGCGAUACUUAUGCGUCUGUUUGGUUGGUUUAUAGCUGAUCCAAUUUGUUCCAUGCUGAUCGCAGUAUUGAUAGUUUUAAGUGUACUUUCUUUGAUGAAAGACUCGUGGGAGAUAUUGAUGCAAAGGCAACCAGCAGCAUUGGAUCAUGUUCUGCCACAGUGUUACAACAAAGUGACCCAAUUGGCUGGGGUAUACAGUGUACAAGAACCACAUUUCUGGACGUUGUGUUCAGACGUAUACGUCGGGUGCUUGAAACUGGAGGUUGCCAGAACAGUGGAACCUAAAUAUGUAGUAGCACACACACAGAUGAUUUUCCAAGCAGCUGGUGUAAGGCAUCUAACCGUUCAAUUAGAUUACGCACCCAUGUGAUCUAUGAAAAAUAUGCAUGUCCUAAAGUGUUCUUAUAAGUGCUCCAGGACUGUAUUCGUUUGUGGAGUUUGUCAGAAGCAAGCAAGAAACACUGCGUUAGUGCAAAAUAUUUUUGCCAUUUUAAAAUUGUGCAGGUGCAUAAUCCUAAGUAAUAGCGAAUAUCAUCUUGGAUUACAAAUCAUUUAAGGUGUCCAAACUUUUAAACAAUUAUGGAAAUCAUAAUAGGUUGUCAAUUUAGAAAUAUACUCCUAUGGAUAUUUCGAUUUCAUCGUUAAAAUAGCGCAUUUAAAUAUGUUAUUCUUUGUAUACAUAGUCCGUGAUUUGUUUGUAUCGCAUAAUGUUACUUAAUCUAGCUAAAUUGCAUUUUAUGUUUGUUUCCAAAAACUUUCGUCGUGUAUUUUAAUGACUGCAGGUCAUAAAGAAUUUUUUGUAUCAUUCAGUACAGGUGUAUUAUAUGUUACAAUUAUUUCUUACCCUUUCAGCACUUUUGUAAAGAUCUCUUUUCAUCUGUUUUAUUAUUGUAUUAAGUUUCUGUACAUUACGAUUUAUAGUAAAAGAUUCGUGCAUUAUGGCAUAACCGAGGUGCGGCCGUAAUUAUAUACAGACAGCUGUAGACAGCUAGUCAUUACUAUAAAGAGAAGGAAAUAUGUGAAAUAUAUGCUAUAUAUAAAUACAACUUUAUAAAUUGUAAUAUAAACUGAUAUUCUUACGUUUAAACGAAGUUGCGUUUUUUUACAUAAAAAUGUAUUCAUUUUUCACAUUCUGCUCGCGUUGGGUGCUAUUGUAUGACUGAUAUUAAAAGAGAAAACAUCUGGAAACACUUGACACGUGCAGGAUAAUCAUUUUAUAUUAAUGUAAAGAUUCAAGUGAUUUGCGAAUAUUGACAUAAACAACUUCAUCAAAUUAUUUAAGAUCAGACAAUGAAUUUGGCAGAAAAUUAGUAUGCAUGGUUUUCUAAGCGUGAUAUAGAGAAUUGUUCAUCGUUUUCAUUAGCAUUGUAAUAUAUCCGCCGAGACACGAAUUAGAUUUAUGACAGAUUUGUAAGCAAGUUGUAAGCAUGACCAGGACAUUCCAUAUAGCCGAGCUAUAUAAGUAAAUAUAUACAUAUAAUUUGUAUACAUUGGAUUGUGAUGACGUAAGCCAAAAUAUAACUUUUCGAGAUACGUCGAUAGGGAUUAAAAAACAGUUUUUUUAUUAACGAGUGUAGGAAACCUUUUUUAUCGAAUCGUCUUAAGUAACUGUUUGAUAAAUACGUGCUUAAUGCCCGUUCGAAACGAAUUAUAUGUAUUAUUCACUUCUGUACUUCUACUGUAUAGAAAAGUGGACUCUUGUUAUAUUGCUGCACUUUGUAUAACGGUCUAUAUUGCCAUGCUUUAUACUGCCGGUUGAUCUUCACAUGUAGCGUGCGUUCUUUCGUAGCGAAAAUGGAGGAGAGACUUCGAAAACUCGUGGCAAUAUAACGAGAGCCUAAGGUAGAGAAAUAGCGUGCAUUUAACGAACAGUUACAAAGUGAUCGGACGAUUCAUACUCUGGAGAGAGAUACCAACGAAGAGCGAUGCAAUUUUCAAGAUGAAAGUCAACAUUGUUACGUUUUAUCGACAUUAAUGUAUAAAUAAAAGAAAGAAGUGUACAUCUUCGAUAUCGACAAAGUGUAAAUAAUAAACAGAACUACUAAUCUUCAAA
Molecule: messenger RNA, 3086 nt
Organism: Megachile rotundata (alfalfa leafcutting bee)
Lineage: Eukaryota; Metazoa; Arthropoda; Insecta; Hymenoptera; Megachilidae
Gene: ZnT86D
Product: solute carrier family 30 member 7
Biological process (GO): intracellular zinc ion homeostasis; zinc ion import into Golgi lumen
Cellular component (GO): membrane; Golgi apparatus; cytoplasmic vesicle
Molecular function (GO): zinc ion transmembrane transporter activity
Source: RefSeq, a predicted model, not a curated record